ACCGCCCCCCACGUGACGCCGGGCGCUAUAAAUAGCCAGCCGGGCCGGGAGCAGCAGAGCCGGCGCUGCGGGAGGGCGCGCCCCGGUCUCGGGCGCAGCGCGGCCCGCCGGGCAGGCGCAUGGAGGCGGCGGCGGGCGAGCCCUCGGGCGCGGAUGUCAGCUGCUGAGGACCAGCCUACAAUCUAUGGAGUGGCCCUUGUGGGCCAGCUCUGAGCACUGCCGUGCCCAGCAUUGCCCUGAGCCUGCUGCUGAGGAAGCCACGUGCCUCUGGCCCUCACCAUUGCCCUUGCCUGCUGAUGGCCUCUGCUGCCAGGCCUGGGGUCAGCUCUGCUGACUGAGCCCCUUCCCCCCUCAGGACUUAUCAUACCCCAAUGGGGUAACGUGACCAAGGGCCUGUGCACCCGAGACCUCCUGCCUGCCACAACUGUGACCUCUGCCUCAGGGCUGCCAGAGUUGCUUCUGCUCAAGUUCAGUUUUCCUCCAGACUUUGGGGGUGUGGAGCCCACAUUGGAGCAAAGGGGCUGCUCUCCAAUGCUGAGAGGGUGUCCCCAGAGAAGAACCCACCUUAGACAUUGCAUAGUGGACCUACUCACUCGGGGGUUUUUAAAUGUUCUUUGGAUGGUUGUUAUCCCCUUUAUUCUCGGUUAUACCCGGUUUACUCCCGGUCUCUGAGAGACGGGAGUUUGGAAUUGCCCAUCUUAUUUUGGGGGACUGUUUUGCUCCUUUUUGGGGGUGGUGGGAUUGGGUUUUUUUUUUAAUUGUACAAACAUUGAAUGGCCUCUUUCUCUUUCCCAAAUAUUUGUGCAGAGUGUAGGGUUGGGUUUAAAAAAAGAUCCUUUCUCUCAGACAAGUAUUAGGGUAUUGCUCUACUCAGUUUUCUGAGGCUCCAGGGGGCUCCUCUGGCUGUAUCCCAGGUCCUCUCUGCAGCUGCCUCCCACCCUGCCCUCUGCCUUUGGGAGGCAUGGCGCGGAUGAACCGGCCUGCCCCGGUGGAGGUGAGCUACCGUAACAUGCGCUUCCUCAUCACACACAACCCCACUGAUGCCACUCUCAGCACCUUCGUGGAGGACCUGAAGAAGUAUGGGGCUACCACAGUGGUGCGAGUGUGUGAAGUGACCUACGACAAGGCCCCCUUGGAGAAGGACGGCAUCACUGUUGUGGACUGGCCAUUUGAUGAUGGGGCACCCCCACCCAGCAAGGUGGUGGAGGACUGGCUAAGUCUGCUGAAGGCCAAGUUCUGCGAUGAUCCUGGCAGCUGCGUGGCUGUGCACUGCGUGGCAGGCCUGGGACGGGCUCCAGUCCUGGUGGCAUUGGCCCUCAUCGAGAGUGGGAUGAAGUAUGAAGAUGCCAUCCAGUUCAUUCGUCAGAAACGUCGUGGUGCCAUUAACAGCAAGCAGCUCACCUACCUGGAGAAAUACCGGCCCAAACAGAGACUGCGGUUCAAAGACCCAAACACACACAAGACCAAAUGCUGCAUCAUGUAGCUCAGGCCUUGGCCAGGCCUGGGCCUGUGGUGAUUUGCCCUCCCUUGUCCUGGUUGACCUCCAUUGGUCUGUCUUCCUGUGCCUCCGUGCCCCUGUGUCCCAGGAGUGAGGCAGCUGUGUGUUCUGUGUCUUGGCCUCGUGUGCCCCUCUCCUGGGCAUGGUGUUCCUGAGAUUGGUCAGCCCUUAUCUCUGGACCUCCUGCCAGUGACCUCCAACAAGCCCACCGCUACCACAGGUCUCUUCUCUCACCUGGACAUGGUGGUGGGUGUAUUUUUAACCACUGGGCCCAGCCCCUCGGGUGUGGUCCCUUACCCUGCCCUGUUCUUGGCACCUUAAAUUAUUUGAUUCUGGAGCAGUCAGAUGCUCUGGACACUCAAAGGCAAUAAAACAGGAACCGUG
Cavia porcellus (domestic guinea pig) is the source of this 1882-nucleotide messenger RNA. It is a transcript of the gene Ptp4a3, whose product is annotated as protein tyrosine phosphatase 4A3. Gene Ontology annotation, biological process: protein dephosphorylation; endothelial cell migration. The transcript has 6 exons. NCBI's taxonomy places the organism in Eukaryota, Metazoa, Chordata, Mammalia, Rodentia, Caviidae. Gene Ontology annotation, cellular component: cytoplasm; nucleus. The record is from RefSeq and is a predicted model, not a curated record. Gene Ontology annotation, molecular function: protein tyrosine phosphatase activity. The coding region runs from base 962 to 1483 and encodes 173 amino acids.